UACGUCAUAGAGAUAACUACGGAAACCUAACCUGAUAUAAAUGUCAUGUUGCGUGCGAACACCGUGUUAAGCGGAAUAAGAACAAUGGCAACACUGCGUUUGGCAUUGGUACAGUUGAGCGUAGGCGAUGAUAAACCGGUGAACGUUUCGCGAGCCGCAACCUUCAUUGAGCGCGCGAAACAGGAACGUGCCGAUAUCGUGGCAUUGCCGGAAUGUUUCAACUCGCCGUACGGAACAUCCCACUUUGCGAAAUAUGCUGAGAACAUCCCCGGCGGCGAAACAAGCGCGGUUUUGUCCGAAGCUGCGAAAAAAAACAAUAUUUACGUGAUUGCUGGCACGAUACCGGAAAGGGAUGAUGACAAGUUGUACAAUACUUGCACUGUAUGGGCACCCGAUGGAAAGCUCAUAGCUAAAUACAGGAAGAUGCAUUUGUUCGAUAUUGACAUUAAAGGCAAAUUCACCUUUCGUGAGAGCGAUUCCCUGUCGCCCGGCAAUUCCCUUGCCAUCUUUGAAGUGAAAGGUUGCAAGAUCGGUAUCGGCAUUUGCUAUGACAUCAGGUUUGAAGAACUGGCACGACUGUAUAGAAACAAAGGUUGUCAGAUGUUGAUAUACCCGGGGGCAUUCAAUAUGAUCACUGGCCCGCUGCAGUGGUCAUUGCUACAGCGUUCCAGAGCAAAUGACAAUCAAUUAUACGUAGCCUGCAUAUCGCCAGCACGUGGUUCACCGCCUGGAUACGUCGCUUGGGGGCAUACUCAGUUAACUAACCCUUGGGGAGAAAUUCUGAAUGAGUUAGAUGCCGACGAGGGUAUGGUGAUCUCUGAUAUAGAUCUAAAAGUCGUGGAGGAAGCUAGAACGCAAAUUCCCACGAUCAAUCAACGACGUACAGAUUUGUACGAUACUAUUUGGAAAGGGCAAGAUUAGGAAGACGUAACGUAUGGCGAUAUCAGUUACGCGCCAUUAAGCAAUUUUGUACGGCGACAAGUUAUAACGGCGGGCGAUCUAAAUUUCAUACUCGGAUACAUCCUGUCGAUAAACCUCUCGUAUCGAGGUCACACACGAUGCUUGAAGAGAGAUAUGUGAUGCAUAUAUAUCGUAGAUAAGUAUAAUCAUCAAUUUCUAUAUGAAUAAACAUUAUAUUCUUCGAUAUA
Molecule: messenger RNA, 1148 nt
Organism: Camponotus floridanus (Florida carpenter ant)
Lineage: Eukaryota; Metazoa; Arthropoda; Insecta; Hymenoptera; Formicidae
Product: omega-amidase NIT2
Exons: 6
Coding region: 46-921 (291 amino acids)
Biological process (GO): L-glutamine metabolic process; oxaloacetate metabolic process
Cellular component (GO): mitochondrion
Molecular function (GO): omega-amidase activity
Source: RefSeq, a predicted model, not a curated record